AUGUUUGGCGUAUCGGGCUCGGCUGCAUCGAUUUUUGCAGAGCUGGAGCCAUCUCUACCCGUCACUGAGCAAAACCUGGCAGACCGAGUUCGGUACAUCCUGCGCUCCAACAUAUUUGGUGACGCCGAACUGAAACGAGUACGACGUAAGGCUGUUCCCUCAUCGAAUGGAAAUGCUACGGCUGGGAAUGCGGCGCCACUAGAUGCGCAGCAAACUGCAUAUGUGGAUGCUGCCGUCAAUAUUCCAUUUGUGUUUAAUUCAGACGAUGAUGGAAUAGUCUCCCACGAACUAGAGAAAAUGAGGAGCAUAUUGGAAGAGUCGAUGCUGGAAACGCGCAGCAUGCCUCUCGAAAAUCGACCGCGACUUCCCCGCAUUCCCCUUAGCACGCGAAAUCGGGCUGUCGUGCGGGCUCUUAACCCAAUGCUGGUGACCUAUUUGGAAGCCAGCCGGGACCAUUGCGAGAUGGACUCAAUUCUUUUUGGCGCUGCACUGGCAGUAUGCCGUAUUAUUGGCGCCAAACUUCCCAUGGCUGGACGUGCUACUCAAAAAAUAGCGCCAUCCCAGCCUGGAGAAAAAGAAUCGAGGACCGUAUCGCAAAGACAAGGGCCCAUAUCGGCAGACUGA
Messenger RNA from Parnassius apollo (apollo), 624 nucleotides. Lineage: Eukaryota; Metazoa; Arthropoda; Insecta; Lepidoptera; Papilionidae. The record is from the annotation of a GenBank genome assembly.